AUGAAGUGCCAACACACCGCCAUCCUGGCUGCCCUCGCUGGGCUCACUGCUGCUGAGGUUCCCCAGGAACACUCGCACGAGAAGUAUCUCAUCGCCGUCAACGAGCUCCUCCAGCUCAACAACCCCUUCAACAUUGCCGACUCCGUCUUUGGCUUCCUCGGUGCCGCCGCCGCUGCCGACGGUGCGGGUGACGUGACCAACACCGACUGUCUGCAGCAGAUCACUGCCGACUCGGCGUUCACAGGCGCCAAGACUGCCGGCGACAUCGACGGCAUGGCUAACGCCCUCAUCUUCCGCGCCCUCGAGCGCAACAGUCUCUCCGUGGGCGAGCGCAGCGCUCUGUGCAACGAGACGGCUGAGAACCCGGAGAUCGCCGCCAUCUCGCAGCACCAGGAUCCCGCGUCCGAGGGCGCCGCUGAGGAGAACAAGGCCAUCACUCUGGCUCUGGCGCAGCAGCUUGCACUUAUCGGAGCUGACCCCCAGCUUGCGCUCGAGUCGGGGACAUUCCCCCCUGGCGAGCUGGGCUCACGGUGCGGCGCCGGCGAGGCCACCGUCGCUGCUUGCGAAGAUGGUGCUGCUGCUGCGAGUGGGUUGGAGGGGGAACAGGCUGCUCAGGCUUUCAACUCUGCGCUCGGACUGUAA
Verticillium alfalfae VaMs.102 is the source of this 642-nucleotide messenger RNA. RefSeq lists its product as hypothetical. The transcript has 2 exons. NCBI's taxonomy places the organism in Eukaryota, Fungi, Ascomycota, Sordariomycetes, Glomerellales, Plectosphaerellaceae. The record is from RefSeq and is a predicted model, not a curated record. Bases 1 to 642 code for a protein of 213 amino acids.